Molecule: messenger RNA, 4233 nt
Organism: Sphaeramia orbicularis (orbiculate cardinalfish)
Lineage: Eukaryota; Metazoa; Chordata; Actinopteri; Kurtiformes; Apogonidae
Product: tripartite motif-containing protein 16-like
Exons: 1
Coding region: 34-1701 (555 amino acids)
Molecular function (GO): zinc ion binding; protein binding
Source: RefSeq, a predicted model, not a curated record
AAACUGAACCAGUCGUUGAGACACGAAGCAGAAAUGGAGCAGAAAGGAGUUCAGCUGGAUCAGGAAACAAUUUCCUGUUCCAUCUGUUUGGAUCUACUGAAGGAUCCGGUGACUAUUCCCUGUGGACACAGCUACUGUAUGAGCUGUAUUCAAACCCACUGGGAUGGAGAGGAUGGCAAGAACAUCCACAGCUGCCCUCAGUGCAGACAGACCUUCACACCCAGGCCUGUCCUGGUCAAAAACACCAUGUUUGCAGAUUUAGUGGAACAGCUGAAGAAGACUGGACUUGAACCAGCUGCUGCUGAUCACUGCUAUGCUGGAGCUGAAGAUGUGGCCUGUGAUGUGUGCACUGGGAGGAAAUUGAAAGCUGUCAAGUCCUGUCUGGUGUGUUUGGUCUCCUACUGCCACAAACACCUUCAGCCUCAUCAUGAAUCUGCUGCCUUUAAGAAACACAAGCUGGUGGAUCCGUCAGAGAAGCUCCAGGAGAACAUCUGCUCUCGUCACGGUGAGGUGAUGAAGAUGUUCUGCCGCACUGAUCAUCAGUGUAUCUGUUAUCUGUGCCCUGUGGAUGAACAUAAAGGCCACGACACAGUCUCAUCUGCAGCAGAAAGGACUGAGAGGCAGACAGAGCUGGAGGUGAGUCGACAGAAAAUCCAGCAGAGAAUCAAAGACAAACAGAAAGAUGUGAAGGUGCUUCAACAGGAGGCGGAGACCAUCAGUCGCUGCGCUGACGAAGCAGUGAAGAAGAACCACAAGAUCCUGACUGAGCUGAUCCGACUGAUGGAGGAAAGAAGGCGUGAUGUGGAGCGGCAGAUCAGAUCCAAGGAGGAAACUGAAGUGAGUCGAGUCAAAGAGCUGGAGUCGAAGCUGGAGCAGGAGAUCACUGAGCUGAGGAGGAAAGACGCUGAGAUGGACAAACUGUCACACACACAUGACCACAACCAGUUUUUACUCCAGUACCCAUCAGUGUUCCAACUCAGAGAAGAUCCAGACUCACCCCACAUCCACGUCCAUCCUCGGAGUUACUUUGAGGAUGUGAUGACAGCUGUGUCAGAGCUCAGAGAUAAACUCCAGCUCAGUCUGAGAAAGGAACGGACCAACAUCUCACUGAGCAUCACUCAAACACAGGUUCUACUAGAACCAGAACCACAGACCAGAGCAGGAUUCUUACAAUAUUCACGUCAAAUCACACUGGAUCCAAACACAGUGAAUGAACGUCUGUCACUGUCUGAGGAGAAUAGAAAAGUAACAGGUAUUAGUCCAAGACAGAACUAUCCUCCUCAUCCAGACAGAUUCAUUUACUAUCGUCAGGUCCUGAGCAGAGAGAGUCUGACUGGUCGAUGUUACUGGGAGGUGGAGUGGAGGGGGGGGGACGUUAAGGUCGCAGUUGCAUAUAAGGAUAUUAAGAGAAAAGGAGACGCUGAAUGUGUAUUUGGAUUAAAUGAGAACUCUUGGGCUUUAUAUUCUAUAGAUAACUCUUCUGGAUUUCUUCAUAACCGUGUCAGGUCUUGUUUCCCAGGUCCAGUUUCCUCCAGAAUCGGAGUGUACCUGGAUCACACAGCAGGUAUUCUGUCCUUCUACAGCGUCUCUGAAACCAUGACUCGGAUCCACAGAGUCCGGACCACAUUCACUAAACCUCUGUACGCUGGACUUUGGCUUUGUGGUAGUGGAUCCACUGUCCACUUUCCUAAACUCCAUUAAACUCAUCGUUGACUUUGAUCCAGUUGAUCAGAUCAAUCUUUUCGUAUCUGUCUCUAAACCACACGAAACAAAAACAGAUCAACUUUUUUUUUUUUCUCUGAGCUCACAAUCCAGAUUUGGUCCCAUUCAGACUUUUUUCGUGAGAAUUCUAAUAGUCAAGUGUGUGUGACUGUCAACCAGCCAAUAGUGUGUUUGUAGAACCAUCUGUGAUGUUCACAGAGCUGUCAUUAACGGAGGAGCACACAACCAGACUGAUGGUGUCUGUGCUUUGGACCGAGUCAAACAAAGUGGAGCCGUUUUUCCACUUUGGACGAGUUGAGUUCAAAUUGACUGUUCCGUCCUGUUUCCGACAGAAGAAGCAUGGACAUGGAUUUGGAGAGGACGUAGAAGUGGAGAUCAUGAACUGACUCAGACGGAGGCGGAGCUCAUGCACGGAAACCUGUUCAUCUGAUUGAGUUCAUUCUGUUCCAUCUGAGCAUGUGCAAGAAAACAGAACUGAGAGAAAACACACGUGAUUUAGUCAAACAUGAGCUGAAGACCAGAACAGGAAGUUGGAUUCUAUCGUCACUACGUAUGUACAAACCCCCAAAGAAAUCCAAUAAUGGACGGAAACACGGUUUUUCCAUGAUUUCUGAAGUGCAUUUAAACGCAUCAUAUCUGAUUAUUCCAUUUAUCUGAUUAUUAACAGUUAUUGUUUUUUUUUUUAUGGUCGUGUAAACGGGCUAAAAAUGUUGGAUGAUCCAGUUCGAUAGAUAGAUGUCCACCAUCUUAGAAAAUGGACACAUUUGUCCUUAAAGCCUGAGGCGUGACUUUGUUCAAUGACGUAGAAAAUACUGAUGUUGUAAAUAUGAGAACACUGUAAGAAAUGAUUCAUGGAGCUAGUAAGUUAAGCUUCAAAUCAAGAGCUUUUUCUGCUUAAAAAAUUAAUUUUGUUACAUGUACACAUUGCAAUCAGUUGAUUACAGUUCGUUUAUUAAGUUGGUCUAAAUGAAAAAUAAGGAAACAGUCUUAACUUCGUAACAUCGAUUUUGAACAGACAUUUCUGCCUUAACUUAGCAUAGAAGUAGAUUAAGUUAGUACAGCUCAAAAAUCUUGUAAGCCUCCUUUAAAAGCUGAGUACAAAGUUGAUGUGCCAGACCACGCCUACCACAAGAAAUGGAGGGAAGCACCAAAAGAAAAGGGAGAAACACGAUUUUACACAGAACUUUACUAAACUUUACCGCUUGAUAAGUAGAAUUUAGCUUAGCUUUAUUCACAACAGCUAAUAACUAUCAAAUCAAACGACAAGAAAUGGUUUUUACACCACACUAAAGUCUUUUCCUCAGCUAAAGGUGGUAACGUUUAAGCUAGCAACGUAAGACUUUUAGCUAAUUGAUGUAGCAAUUUAAAAAUAAUCAGCAAAAUGAGCAAAAAUAAAAUUAAUCACAAAAUGUAUAAAAUAAUCAACAAAAUUAAAGAAAAAUAAUUAACAUGAGUAUAAAUGACCAAUUCGGAAUUUCCAGAGGUCUCUGUCCAAUGGAUCAAUAAAGUUCUAUUGAAUCUACAACAAAUUGAACAAAAAUGAACAAAAUAAUCAACAAUAUUAACAAAGAAUUCAAAAAUUAAGCAAUUACGCAGCAAAAUACACAAAAUGAGCAACAACAUAAACAAAUAGGAUGGUAAUGUUUAAGCUAGUAAUGUAAGACUUUUAGCUAACUGCUGUAACAAUUCCACCAUAACAUUAGUCUGGUUAGAUUUGGUUUUACAGAAGCCGAAUGGUGUUAUGGUUAUUAACUGGCACUGAAUUUCUGCAACAGUAGUUUUAAUUAUGCAAGGACCGGAUAAUACAUGUUUUGCUCCUUUCUAAUUUAAAAUUGUAGUUUAUAUUGUGGCGUGUUUGCUGCAUUGCAUUGUGGGUAUUGGGUAUAUUGUUGAAAAUGUGUUAUUUUUCUGUGCAAGGGUUCAGCAGGGUUAUGGUGUUGGUGUUAAUUUGGAGUUAAGGUGUGCAUGGUGAUGUUUUUGGCCUUUGUGUGUUUAUUUUUGUUUUUUGUUUUUUAACUGCACCGUGAGUCAGAGCCAGAGGCCAAACAAUGCCUUUCCUGUUGAUCCAUAUUUGAAUUGAACUGGUUCAGUAUAGUCCUUCAUUGCCAAACAUAUGUAGUCUAGUGGUAUUGAAGUCAUGGAGACUUCAGUAUUGUGUGCCACUGAGAAGUCAACUUGUAGAUAGCUCUGGAAAAUGGGUUGCAUGAUGAUAGAAUAAACAGCUUGAUCAUGAAACUGGAAGAUCAAUGUGUAAUUAUUUCUGAUUUACAGAAAUGAGUUAGGCCUACUCACAAAACUAAGGGAACUAUUUGCAUGGACGUUGUUGAAUAGAAUAAAAGUAAAAAAGUAAGUCAGCAUAACUAAAUGGAGUUGUUUUUACACAAUAAAAAUUAAGUUGAUUCGGUUUAAUUAAGCUCAUAGAGUAAAUGAUGUUGUUUAUACUUAGGUAAUAGAGUUUGCCGGACUAGAGAAGUCUUGUGGCAUUUACACAAUUAUGGUCAAGUUGAAAUA